Drosophila mauritiana is the source of this 1512-nucleotide messenger RNA. Its product is annotated as mpv17-like protein 2. NCBI's taxonomy places the organism in Eukaryota, Metazoa, Arthropoda, Insecta, Diptera, Drosophilidae. Gene Ontology annotation, biological process: mitochondrial ribosome assembly. The transcript has a single exon. Gene Ontology annotation, cellular component: cytoplasm; membrane. The record is from RefSeq and is a predicted model, not a curated record. The coding region runs from base 258 to 995 and encodes 245 amino acids.
GUGAUAGUUGUUGUUGUUGCUGUUGCGUGUGUCCGGAUUGCCUUUCAAAAGUCAAAUCAAGCAAAAAAAAUUCAAAAAACAAUGUGUAUAACUUUCUAAACUCACUCCAGAACCCCAAAAGAACAUCCUAUUUCUUUAUACCGCUAACAUAAUGGAAGGCCCGCAAACGGUGGGCAUAUAGAUAUCGCAUAUCCGGCUAGCGAACAGAAGAACACAACACAACCGACCUCUAAGAUUAGAAAUCCGUGCCGGACAGCAUGCAAUCCUUGCGUGGCUGCCCGGCCCGUGGCCUAAUCCUGUCCAGAGCCAUUCGCGGCCAGCGCAGCCUGCGAAUGAGUUGGCCACGGAAUAGCAGCGCGACUGGAGGAGCUGGAGGAGCAGCGCCCGGUGGAGGCAGCAGCACCACCACCAACACCAUCGGCUUUGGAGCGCUUCAGAAGCUGCGGGAAUGGCAUGCGAAUGCAUUCAGUAGCCGCUUCCUCCUCUUCACCAACGUGGGCAUCUCGCUGACUCUGAGCUGUGUGGGUGACGUCCUAGAACAGCACCUGGAAAUCUAUUGCGGCGAAAUCGAGCGCUUCGAGUCCACGCGCACUGCCCACAUGGCCAUCAGUGGUGUGACGGUGGGCGUCAUCUGUCACUACUGGUACAAGAUGCUGGACAAACGGAUGCCCGGACGCAGUAUGCGUGUGGUGGCCAAGAAGAUCGUGCUCGACCAGCUGAUCUGCUCGCCCAUUUACAUCAGUGCCUUCUUCGUCACGCUGGGUCUGCUGGAGCAGAAGACCAAGCACGAAGUGUGGGAGGAGAUCAAGGAGAAGGCUUGGAAGCUGUACGCCGCCGAGUGGACUGUGUGGCCGGUGGCGCAGUUCGUCAACUUCUACUGGAUCCCUACCCAUUAUCGCAUCUUCUACGACAACAUCAUCAGUCUGGGCUACGAUGUGCUAACCUCGAAGGUCAAGCACAAACAGUCGCAUUCGCAUCUGAAGAAGAUUCCCUAACCCAGCGCCAGCCUCUGGACCUCCUCAUAUCCUUGUAACUAUUUAUUACCAAAUCGCAAACCUUGUAAAUACAGACGAGCCCGUGUACAGAGACUAACAAAUUGUGAAUUAUUGUAAAUUACCAACCAGUUUGGUAGCACUUGUCGGCCAUUUGAAUCGCUGGCCACCGGUUGAGUGCCUUAGCCACAAGAGGACUAACUAAACAGAGAGAUGGAAUUGCUAAAAGGAAGCCCGUGCGGAUGACGCACGUCCAGUUCGUCAAAGGUGAUAAGAUUUUCCCUCUAGCAACAGUCGGGCUACCAAACAUGCGAUGCGAUGCGAUGUGAUGCGUUGAGAUUGGAGGCGAUGCCAAGCCUACCUUCUCAGUUGUUUCCACCUGAUAAGCUCUGCUUGGCAGCGGUCUUAAAAUAAGUCAUAGGAAAAAUAACCAUGCCAGUGAUAGGAAGCCAGUGGACGCGUUAUUAGAAAAAUUAUAGCUAUAAAUAUAGAUGGACACGUGAGGGUUCUAUUCUAAAAC